AUGCAGGAACGUUUGCAAAUUAUUGACAUUCCUCUUUUCCCUUUCUUUCACUUUUUACGGUGGGUAUUUUCCUUUUAUACCUGUGAUAAUAUCUCUUUAAAGGGGGUAUUUUCCUUUUAUGCUUCUGGGGGUAUUUUCCUUUUAUACUUCUGGUAUUAUCUCUUUAAAGGGGGUAUUUUCUUUUUAUACUUCUGGUAUUAUCUCUUUAAAGGGGGUAUUUUCUUUUUAUACUUCUGCACAACCACCAUCAUCACCACUACCAUCACAACUGCUAUUGAACCCCUCUUUGUUUUUCUUUCUUUUUCUCAUCUAUCUAUCUAUCUAUCUAUCUAUCUAUCUAUCUCAAUUUGUUCAUAUUCAUCUAUCUAUCUAUAUCUAUCUCAAUUUAUCUAUAUUCAUCAUAUCUAUCUAUCUAUCUAUCUAUCUAUCUCAAUUUGUUAUAUCUCAUAUCUAUCUAUCUAUCAUCUAUCUAUCUAUCUAUCUAUCUAUCUAUCUAUCUAUCUAUCUCAAUUUGUUCAUAUCUAUCUAUCUAUCUAUCUAUCUAUCUAUCUAUCAAUUUGUUCAUAUCUCAAUUUGUUCAUAUCUAUCUAUCAUCUCAUAUCUAUCUAUCUAUCUAUCUAUCUAUCUAUCUAUCUAUCUAUAUAA
Messenger RNA from Acanthosepion pharaonis, 645 nucleotides. Lineage: Eukaryota; Metazoa; Mollusca; Cephalopoda; Sepiida; Sepiidae. The record is from the annotation of a GenBank genome assembly.